Molecule: messenger RNA, 681 nt
Organism: Pseudomassariella vexata
Lineage: Eukaryota; Fungi; Ascomycota; Sordariomycetes; Amphisphaeriales; Pseudomassariaceae
Product: glycoside hydrolase
Exons: 2
Coding region: 1-681 (226 amino acids)
Biological process (GO): xylan catabolic process
Molecular function (GO): hydrolase activity, hydrolyzing O-glycosyl compounds
Source: RefSeq, a predicted model, not a curated record
AUGGUUUCCUUCACUUCCGUCCUACUGGCCGUGUCCUCCGUGGCUGGUGUCUUCGCCGCGCCCAGCGAGUCCAAGCCCUUGUCUGCUCGCGCCGACACCUUCACUUCGAGUUCGACUGGCACGAGUAACGGAUUCUACUAUUCGUUCUGGACGGACGGCAGCGGUGACGUCACAUACACCAACGGCGACGCUGGCGAGUACUCUAUAACGUGGACUGGCGACAAUGGUAACUUUGUCGGGGGCAAGGGAUUCAACCCCGGCGCUUAUUCCAAAUCCAUCGCCUUCUCCGGCUCCUACAACCCCGACGGCAACAGCUACCUGUCCGUCUACGGCUGGACGCGAAGCCCGCUGAUCGAGUACUACAUUGUCGAGUCGUACGGCACGUACAACCCUGGCUCCGGCGGCACAGAGAAGGGCACCGUCACCUGCGACGGCUCGAGCUACACCAUCUAUACCAGCACCCGGACAAACCAGCCAUCCAUUGAUGGCACCGCCACGUUCCAGCAGUACUGGUCUGUUCGUAGCUCCCACCGUACGAGCGGAACUGUCACCACCUCGUGCCACUUCGAUGCUUGGGCUGAGGUUGGUUUGGCGCUGGGUUCCGAGUUCAACUACCAGAUCGUCGCGACGGAGGGAUACUUCAGCAGUGGAUCAGCUGAUAUCACUGUUAAGGAGGCUUAA